UCCAUCGUACAACACAUCCUUUCUAACAUGCCUCUGAGCUGGAGGCUGCUCCUUGUUACAUUGUCCUUCGUCUACUUGUGCCAAUCGACAGGGGAUGUUUUUAGCAAUUCGUUUCUUGUUAAAUUCCGAAAAGAUGUACAGCCCGAUGAAGCCCACAGGAUCGCCAAAAAAACCGGAUUUGUCAACAUGGGACCAGUUUUGGGUUCGCGUAGGGAAUAUCACUUCAUCAACCACNUGUUCCAACAUCCUCUGUAUUCUUCUCUCUUCCAUAGUAUUAGCAGAUAUAAUUCAAAUAUUUGCGUAGAGAAAAACGUUCGCACUGCAAUACAGCAACCAGGUUUUAUAAGGGUGAAAAGGGGUUAUAAGCCUCUUAAAGUCGAAAACUUAGUCCACAACAUUGCACCUCACGAUGAUCCUACAGAUCCCUUCUUUGGACUACAGUGGUAUCUUAAAAAUACUGGUCAAAAUGGGGGUAAACCAAAAUUAGACUUAAAUGUUGAAGCAGCUUGGGCACAAGGGGUCACUGGAAAAAAUGUCACCACAGCCAUUAUGGACGAUGGGGUCGACUAUAUGCAUCCCGAUUUGAGAUUUAAUUACAACGCCAGAGCUAGCUACGAUUUUAGUAGCAACGAUCCAUACCCUUAUCCAAGAUAUACGGAUGAUUGGUUUAACAGCCACGGUACAAGGUGUGCAGGCGAGGUGGCAGCAGCUAGAGACAAUGGAAUAUGUGGGGUGGGGGUGGCGUACGAUUCAAAAAUUGCAGGAAUAAGAAUGUUGGAUCAGCCCUACAUGACAGAUUUAAUAGAAGCCAAUUCAAUGGGUCAUGAACCGAAUAUGAUAGACAUUUAUAGCGCUUCAUGGGGCCCUACGGAUGAUGGUAAAACAGUGGAUGGGCCGAGAAAUGCAACCAUGAGAGCCAUAGUACGAGGAGUAAACGAAGGACGAAAUGGGUUGGGAAACAUUUACGUCUGGGCAAGUGGAGAUGGGGGUGAAGACGACGAUUGCAACUGUGACGGGUACGCCGCAAGUAUGUGGACAAUAAGCAUUAAUAGCGCGAUAAAUGACGGUCAAAAUGCUCAUUAUGACGAAAGUUGCUCUUCAACGUUGGCAUCAACUUUUAGCAAUGGGGCCAAAGACCCGAAAACUGGAGUUGCAACAACUGACUUGUACGGGAAAUGCACUACCACCCAUUCCGGAACAUCAGCAGCUGCCCCGGAAGCUGCAGGGGUCUUCGCAUUAGCAUUGGAAGCCAAUCCAAAGCUCACGUGGAGGGACAUGCAGCAUCUGACCGUUUUAACAUCAAAGAGAAAUUCUCUUUUCGAUGCAAAGGGCCGUUUUCACUGGACCAUGAAUGGGGUCGGAUUAGAAUUCAAUCAUUUAUUUGGUUUCGGUGUUUUGGACGCAGGAGCUAUUGUGGCACUGGCCAAGCAAUGGAAAUCUGUACCACCAAGAUUUCACUGCGAGGCAGGAGUGAUUAAGGAGGAAAGGCCGAUUCCUUCAUCAAAGUCCCUUAUUUUAAAUAUCGAAACUGAUGCUUGCAAGAGAACGAACACGGAAGUUAGAUAUUUAGAACAUGUACAAGCCGUUGUGUCAGUAAACAGUAGCAGAAGGGGUGACUUGGAACUUUAUUUAACAUCUCCUAUGGGAACCCGAUCUAUGAUUUUGAGUAGAAGGCCUAAUGAUGACGAUUCAAGGGAUGGUUUUACAAAAUGGCCUUUUAUGACUACUCACACAUGGGCCGAAUAUCCGCAAGGGACUUGGCAAUUAGAGGUACGAUUUAAUUCAGAAAUACCACAAAGCGGUUACUUCAAAGAAUGGAUGCUAAUGUUACAUGGUACCCGGGAACCCCCUUACACGGAUCUUUCAGUAUUGGACCCCCAUUCGAAACUAGCAAUUGUCAAAAAAGCCCAUGAAGAACAAAUGAAAGUGUAAGAAGAAUUAAAAAUUUUGAUUUCACCGAAAACUAAAAAUUAUUUGCAUAACUACUUAUUUCGAUUUUAUUAUCAUGAUUCAAACAGAAAUCCGUAUAUAUGACAAUUAAAAAACAUCACAUACGUGAAUAUAAGUUCUAAAAACCAUUUAUUUAUUAUGUAGAUUGUAGGAUAAUGUUACUUAAUUCAAUAUACAGUUAUAUUCGAAAAAAAUGUGCUAGUCGACACCCACAUCAAUACGGAUGGCAGUAGAUAAAUAAUUUUAAUAGUGAUUCGUUUCCAGAAAGUGUAUUAUAGGUGAAAUGUUACAAAUCACAUUUAUUAUAAAACUGUACCUUCUUAAAGAAUGUUUUAUUAACGUUAAAGUUUAUUAAAUUGAAAUUUUACAAUUUGCAUUAGGGCCACUAUAAAAUCAACACCAAUAUUAAACAUUAACUAUUUACCACAAAUAUACAUACAUACAUAUAAUGAUAAUAAAAUUAAACAUUUAUUAAUUCAUUAUAACGUAAUUAGGUAUACAC
Messenger RNA from Agrilus planipennis (emerald ash borer), 2452 nucleotides. It is a transcript of the gene amon, whose product is annotated as neuroendocrine convertase 2. Gene Ontology annotation, molecular function: serine-type endopeptidase activity. Lineage: Eukaryota; Metazoa; Arthropoda; Insecta; Coleoptera; Buprestidae. Bases 28 to 1932 code for a protein of 634 amino acids. Gene Ontology annotation, biological process: protein processing. The transcript has 13 exons. Gene Ontology annotation, cellular component: trans-Golgi network; Golgi membrane. The record is from RefSeq and is a predicted model, not a curated record.